AUGGGUGGCAGUGACAUCCUGGCCUCUACGAACCCAUACGGUAACUACACCGUUGUCGACAGGGUUCCACAAGAGCUCUUGGGUUACAUUCACAACCACUGGUACCAGUACCCUCCCAUGAACCCUCUGUGGUACAGCCUAGUUGGAGUAUUCAUGUUUGUUACGGGUACUCUUGCUGUCUGUGGUAACUUUGUCGUUAUCUGGGUCUUCAUGUGCACCAAAUCUCUCAGGAGUCCAUCAAAUAUGUUUGUUCUGUGGUUCAUGGCAUGGACUCCUUACUUCGUAAUCAAUAUUGUAGGCAUGAACUACAAGCCUUUGAUUACACCUCUCUUCACCAUUUGGGGUUCAGUUUUCGCUAAGGCCAAUGCUGUGUACAACCCCAUUGUUUAUGCCAUCAGCCAUCCUAAGUACCGAGCAGCCAUGGAGAAGAAACUGCCAUGCCUUUCUUGCCAAACUGAGAGGGAUGAGGACUCAAGUGUGUCUGAGGCUGCCUCAACCAACGAGAAAUGCUAA
Messenger RNA from Macrobrachium nipponense, 513 nucleotides. RefSeq names its product rhodopsin-like. The coding region runs from base 1 to 513 and encodes 170 amino acids. The record is from RefSeq and is a predicted model, not a curated record. The transcript is spliced from 2 exons. Gene Ontology annotation, cellular component: plasma membrane. Lineage: Eukaryota; Metazoa; Arthropoda; Malacostraca; Decapoda; Palaemonidae. Gene Ontology annotation, biological process: phototransduction; G protein-coupled receptor signaling pathway; cellular response to light stimulus. Gene Ontology annotation, molecular function: G protein-coupled photoreceptor activity.